AUGAUUGUGCAGCAGACCGUACCACUCAAGCUUCGAGUGGAAAACAAAUAUUUUUCUAGUCCUAAACCAAUGGAACUAAACCAAAAACUACGACGUUUAAACGCAGUGAAAAUAGUGAAGUUGGUAGUGCCAGAGAUAAUCCAGUAUGGUGUCCAGGACUCCGUGAUAUUAGACUGUGAUUACACGUACGGUAACAACACAUCAGGGUUAAUGGUGAAAUGGUUCUUCAAAAACAAAGCGCGACCUGUGUAUCAGUGGAUAGUGCCGAAAAAACCCCAGGAUAUGGGUAUCCUGAGGGGUCGUGUGGACUUGAACUAUAGGGCAUCUAGUGACCCCCUGAAGAUGUACAGGGCGUUAAGGAUUGUGAAGCCAGAUACAGAAAUAUCUGGGGACUAUACCUGUGUGGUGUCCACGUUUAUGGAUGAGGACUCCAAAACGAAACAGAUGACUGUUUUUGUGCCAGAACAGAACUUCCGGCUGAUACAGAACAAGACGGACGACGACACCGUCAACGUCAUCUGCGCGGCGGACGGCGCGUUUCCGGCGCCCAACCUCACGCUCGCCACGCCGGAGAGGCGGCUGGAAGGCGUCUCCCACAGUCAGAAGCUGGUCAACGGCAGGUACUCAGCAGUGGCCAUGAUCACGCUGAGAGACGCCGACCUGCCCUCCCCAGCAGAGUUCAUCUGUAUGCUGAGGAUACCGCAGGCCAACUACGUAGUGAGGAAAGAGGCUAUCUAUUAUCCGGGCCCUAUUAGCACAACACCAGAGAUGCCGACGGCAGCGGACAUGCAACUAGCAGCGGCUGUUGGAAGGUCUAAAGGUGCAAUUUUUUAUAAAGCCAUCACGACGCUGCUGCUGCCAUUUGUGAUGCUCGUGGUGAUAUCGUAAAUAGACAAAGUGGUACAGAAAUGGCUAAGAGUUCGAACUUAUAAAGUUUCAAGUGAGGCUUCAACCUCUAGUCAAACCCAAAGUGAAAACGCGUGGUCUCCCGCAAGGGACAAUUUUAGGCACACAAUCUAAUGUCCUGCAAACCAAAUAGCUUCAAUGUGUAUUCUUUAAACAUUACCAAAUUCUAUGAACUUUAAGUCGUAGCUAUCGAAUUGUACAGAUAUGUAUGAAUUUCAUAUAAAAAUAUUUUUCUUAAAUUAUAAAAACCAAUAGUUAAUGGUUUGUAAAUAAUGGCAUUUUUAAAAACGUUGUAAAUAUUAUAAAUUGGUGGAAGUAGAUAGUUAUGCUGAAUGGCCUAAUAGUGUUGGACGUUGUUUUAACUAUAAUACAAUUAAUUAAUAAUAAAUUAGUGUAUUGUUUAAUGCAAAAUACCGAAAAAACGUUACUUUGUUAAGACUUAUUUAUUUAUUCUUUUUUUAGAAGGCAUAAUAUUUCUAAUAUAUUUUUAUGUAAUAACUGUCUAUGUAGGUAUAGUAGUUCGUAUACUUUAAUGAUAAGUUCAUUUAUUUUGUUGAACAUUAACUUUUUAUGUAACUUAUUUAUUAUUUAAUUCUAGAUAAAACACGUCCAAAGAUAGGUUAUGAAACACGUAUAAUAAAUAGCUUCGUUGCUUUUUUCAGAAGUUAUCAGUUAUUGAUCUUUUUUUCUGGGGGGUUUGUCACAGCAGUAAUUUAAACAUCGUUAGAUUUAUUUUGUCAGUCUUGAACAUCUACAGGCUUUUCUUUGAUAAUGUAGCGAAGCGAUCGCGAUUUAAAAACUAAUGUUACAUUGUCUACGGUCAUUUACAAUAUUAUUCAUUUACAAUGAGUAUAUUUUAUGGGAAAUUUUAAAAUGAAAAUACUAUGACAUACCCACCUUCAGAUCAGAGAUCAAUGACACAACCAAAAUUUUAAAAUCACUGUUGACUAUUUAUUUGUAGUUAUGUGUGUGGAAAAUAAAAUUUUCAUUAACACUUUAUAUCGUAGCUCCCAGAUUUAAAAUAAAUAUGGGUCUAUCACACGACACUUGAAAUAAUUAAAUAAAUAUUUAUUUUAAUUCGUAUUCAUCCAAAAUUGCAUAAACAAAAAAGUUUAUUCAUAAUUAUUUUUAAAUCUGGGUGUUGUUAUUCAAAAAUGUCCCUUAUUAUGUUAGUAAAAUACACUUACGAAAUACGUAUAAACUGUACAAAUUUUACGAUGUUGUUUUAUUAUUUUGAAGGGGAGAUCCCCUCCCAAACAGGGUAUCGUGUUUAUUUAAAUUAUCAUUUUUAAUAAUGUCACAGUUCGAUAUUGACUUUGGACAAUAUUCUAUAAAUUAUUUAUGCCCUUAUUCGUAAACUUAUUUUAAAUCAUAACUAAAUUAUUAUUGUGAUUGUAUUUAUUUUGUCCUUAAAUUAAAAUUGUGUCACCGCAUUACUUAUUUUGAAUAAGCAUUAAAUGUUUAUUAGAAAAUUAACUAAACUAUUAAGUAGAAAAAGAAAAUUUGUUCAUGAAUAAGGGCGGAUGUAAAUAAAUGUAAGAAAUUUGUAUGACCCUUAGUGUAAGUUUUUAUUUGUGUAAUAAAUAUUACAUUUGCUGUGCAUACUGCCGUUUAUGGAUAAGAUCCAGUCAAGACUUUUAUUGUGAGAUUUCUUAAAUUAAAUAAAAAGGAUCGUUGUGUAAA
Ostrinia furnacalis (Asian corn borer) is the source of this 2589-nucleotide messenger RNA. RefSeq lists its product as uncharacterized. The coding region runs from base 1 to 888 and encodes 295 amino acids. The transcript is spliced from 7 exons. NCBI's taxonomy places the organism in Eukaryota, Metazoa, Arthropoda, Insecta, Lepidoptera, Crambidae. The record is from RefSeq and is a predicted model, not a curated record.